CAAAACAAAGAGAGAGAGAGAGAGAGGGGCCAGCCAGAGUCAGACUGAGACAUACAAAAGUUUCCGUUGUGCUGCAAAGAGAAACUGGGGUCUAUAUCUGAGUAUGUUGUAGAUGAAAUCAGAGAGAGUUACGCCACAUGGGGUGAGAGAUAGUGCCUGGGCACAAGAGCGUAAAAUGUUGAGUAAGAAGGGGACGAGAGGGGUUGAGAUUGUUUAGGAAGGGUGAGUGGUUAUUUGUCUGUCUUGUUCUGCCCUCCCUUGCUCUCUCUCUUUCAGGGUUUUCUCUUUAUACUUUCUCUUUAGAAACUGAACGGGAAAGAGACUGUUUAAAAUAUAUUGGCUACUUCUGGAGAACUGACCAAGGAAAUUGAGGAUUUAUGAAGUGAGGACUUUAUGAAUGCAGGCUUGAAAAAACAAAAUUUUUGAAAGAUUGUUUGUAAACAUUUUUGAGAGAUUGUUUGUAAACAUUUUUGAGAGAUUGUUUGUAAACAGUUUUGAGAGAUUAUUUGUUUGCACUUUUCUGGACAAGACGUUUCCCCUCCACUCUUUCUAAACCACAGCAGCUGUCUCCAUUCCUGUUGGACUAUGGUAUAUUCUGGCGCUCUGCCCCUAUCUGGGUUACCUGAUUUCAUUGGAUUAUUCUUUGGAUUACUGAGGAACACUGGUGAAGAUAUAUUGGAUAAAGUGUGCUCUUUUCAACCAAAGCUGUCAACCAUAAAGAUACAAUGACAUCAUUUACUAAGCUGUCCAUGCCAGACAUGACAGACAUCUAGACCACUCCCUCAUUCAACUGUCACAGAUAGGGCUGCCAGACACAAACCGCCAGGCUGCACUGAACAGAUCCCACUCGGACUAACACACCACAACCAGGAAUCCCUCCUCAGGACAAUGGCCACGGGGGGGAACGGGCUAGGAUCUGACCGGAGCCUGACAUCCACCUCCCAGCUGCCCAGUGCCUCUGACCGGAGCCUGAAAUCCACCUCCCAGCCGCCCAGUGCCUCUGACCGGCGGCAGGUGGACAAGGCCCUGAAGAGACUGGAGAAGCUGCAUCGGCUGUGUACCAACCCCAGGCUGGGCCUGAGGAACAGCCCCCCGUACCUCCCCGAGGUGGUCUCAGAGACAGCCACGCUGCUCACCCAGGUGUGGGAGCCGUACAGGGGGCCUGCAGCAAGGGGGCAGGCCCCCCGGGGGGAUGAGGGGGAGUACCUGAGGAUCCAUGCAAGACACCUGCUGGAUAAGACUAACCGGGCCGUGCUGCUGUUUAAAGAGGGGCGUGAUAAGAUGUUCGAGGAGAUGUCCAGCUACAGGAGAAACUUGACCAAGCUGUCCCUGCUCUUCAGUCACAUGCUCUGGGAGCUGAGGGCCAUGUUUCCAGAGGGAAGCUUUCAAGGCGACACCUACAGGCUGACUAAGACAGAGGCCGGAGAGUUCUGGAGGCGAGCAUUUGGAAACAAGUGUAUUGUGCAGUGGAGCAGUUUUAAGCAGCAUCUCCGUAGGGUCCAUGGCUUUGAAGAGGGGAUGGAGUCCAUGGCUCUAAAGUCAACUGUAGAUCUCACCUGUAACGACCACAUCUCAGUGUUCGAGUUUGACAUCUUCACCAGGCUAUUCCAGCCCUGGACGUCUCUUCUGAGGAACUGGAACCAGUUGGCAGUGACCCACCCCGGCUACAUGGCCUUCCUCACCUACGACCAGGUCAAAGCCCGCCUCCAAAACUACCUGCACCGGCCUGGGAGCUACAUCUUCCGUCUGAGCUGCACUCGGAUGGGCCAGUGGGCCAUUGGUCAUGUGACAGGUGAUGGCGGCAUCGUACAGACGAUCCCCCAGAAUACACCUCUCUACCAGGCCCUCAUCCAGGGCUUCAGGGAGGGCUGCUAUCUUUACCCUGACGGACGUGAUGUGAACCCAGACCUCACCAGUCUGUGUGAACCAGCACAGAGAAGCAGGGUCAAAGUCACAGAGGACGAGUAUGAGAUGUACUGUGAGAUGGGUAGUACCUUCCAGCUGUGUAAGAUCUGUACAGAGAGAGACAAGGACACACGCAUCCAGCCCUGCGGACACCUGCUGUGCCAACCCUGCCUCACAGGAUGGCAGAAGUCGGAUGGACACACCUGCCCAUACUGUCGCUGUGACAUCAGAGGGACAGAGUCCAUCCUGGUGGAGCCUUACCUGUCUGUCAGCGAGGAAGAGGAAGAUGAAGAUGACCUGGAGGAUGUACAGCUAGUCAUGAAAAAACUGGCCUAUAUGAAGAGGAUGUCGUCUGAAGAGUACCAGUUCCCCAGCUCUCGCCUGGCUCCACCCCUCCCUCCCAAACACAGCACCUUCUCCCACUGCCCUUCCCCACAAGCCCCCUUACGGCCCUCCGAUAUACUGGCCAAAUACUCCCACUCUAACUCGCGUUCUGCUCACAGUGACACCCCCUCAGACAGAGCGCACACACACCACAUUGCCAGCACGAAAAGUGAGGAUUCUGUCUCAGAGCCAAACCUCCCCUCCUGUUCCGUCUCCUCCCAGUCCUGUGGAGAGGUUGAAGUCGGAAGUUCAUAUACACCUUAGCCAAAUACAAAUAAGUUUAUUACAAAUACGUUUUUCACAAUUCCUGACAUUUAAUCCUAGUAAAGAUUCCCUGUCUUGGGUCAGUUAGGAUCACCACUUUAUUUUAAGAAUGUGAAAUGUCAAAAUAAUAGUAAAGAGAAUGAUUUAUUUCAGCUUUUAUUUCUUUCAUCACAUUCCCAUUGGGUCAGAAGUUUACAUACACUCAAUUCAUAUUUGGUAGCAUUGCCUUCAAAUGGUUUAACUUGGGUCAAACAUUUCAGGUAGCCUUCCACAAGCUCCCCGCAAUAAGUUGGUUGAAUGUUGGCCCAUUCCUCCUGACAGAGCUGGUGUAACUGAGUCAGGUUUGUAGGCCUCCUUGCUUGCACACGCUUUUUUAGUGCUGCCCACAAAUUGUCUAUAGGAUUGAUGUCAGGGCUUUGUGAUGGCACUCCAAUAACUUGACUUUGUUGUCCUUAAGCCAUUUUGACACAACUUUGGAAGUAUGCGUUGUCCAUUUGGAAGACCCAUUUGCGACCAAGCUUUAACUGAUGUCUUGAGAUGUUGCUUCAAUAUAUCCACAUCAUUUUCCGUCCUCAUGAUGCCAUCUAUUUUGUGAAGUGCACCAGUCCCUCCUGCAGCAAAGCAACCCCACAACAUGAUGCUGCCACUCCCGUGCUUCACGGUUGGGAUGGUGUUCUUUGGCUUGCAAGCCUCCCCUUUUUCCUCCGAACAUAAGGAUGGUCAUUAUGGUCAAACAGUUCUAUUUUUGUUUCAUCAGACCAGCGGACAUUUCUCCAAAAAGUACAAACCUUUGUAUUUUGGUACAAACCAAAGUACAUUCAUCUCUAGGAGACAGAACACUUCUCCUUCCUGAGCGGUAUGACGGGUGCGUGGUCCCAUGGUGUUUAUACUUGCGUACUAUUGUUUGUACAGAUGAACGUGGUACCUUCAGGCGUAAAAUUGCUCCCAAGGAUGAACCAGACCUGUGGAGUUCAACAAUUUUUUUGCUGAGGUCUUGGCUGAUUUCUUUAGAUUUUCCCACAAUGACAAGCAAAGAGGCUCUGAAUUUGAAGGUAGGCCUUGAAAUACAUCCACAGAUACACCUCCAAUUGACUCAAUUGAUGUCAAUAAGCCUAUCAGAAGCUUCUAAAGCCAUGACAUACUUCUCUGGAAUUGUCCAAGCUGUUUAAAGGCUUAGAGUCAACUUAGUGUAUGUAAACUUCUGACCCACUGGAAUUUAGAUACCAUGAAUUGUAAUUUCAAUUAUCUGUAUGUAAACAAUUGUUGGAAAAAUUACUUGUGUCAUGCACAAAGUAGACUAACUGACUUGCCAAAAUAAUAGUUUGUUAACAAGAAAUUUGUGGAGUGGUUGAAAAACGAGUUUUAAUAACUCCAACCUUAGUGUAUGUAAACUUCCGACUUGAACUGUAUAUAUUCCUAUCUAACAUUUAUCUUGAAGGUGGAGCAGCCUGGUUAGGGGCCUCAGAUGAAGUGAAACAGAAGAAGAGAUACAAAUAAAGGAGUGAAAGGAUGUCAGAGCUCCGGGUACAGCCAGAGAGAGCGGGAGAGAACCAUGUCCUCCUGACGCUGGAUGUCAGAGCUCCGGGUACAGCCAGAGAGAGCGGGAGAGAACCAUGUCCUCCUGACGCUGGGAGAAAAGAUAAGCACAACAUCUCUGACUGUCUCAAGAAUGGAUGGAUAAUUGAUAAUCGAUUUCCACUGUUCCUGUUAACAGCCAUUGUUAAUCUUAUGUACAUGUAUCUUAUGUAUGCCUUAAUAUGGAGGGAGAAUGCCCUGUUGAUCUACUAAUAAUGACAUCAAAGUGAAUGGAGAAGGACAGACUGAUGGAGCAACUCACUGAUGCCCUCUGCUGCACAGCAAACAGAGUAAGCUGCUGCACAGCAAACAGAGUAAGCUGCUGCACAGCAAACAGAGUAAGCUGCUGCACAGCAAACAGAGUAAGCUGCUGCACAGCAAACAGAGUAAGCUGCUGCACAGCAAACAGAGUAAGCUGCUGCACAGCAAACAGAGUAAGCUGCUGCACAGUUCCAAUAACAGGUCAAAUCCUUCCAUUGCUUGAUGUGUGUAUGUAGGGCAUUGAAAAUAUGCUACCUCAUAAUUUACCCCAUACUUAAAACAUAUUGCAAACCUAGGCUUUAAUUCAUGACUGCAAAUUACAGUGUGGGGCAGAGUCCUUCAGAACUUUGUCCAGGAUGUAUGGCUAGUACGGUAUAUAGCCUACAUACUAUAGUUGUAUGUUAAUAUGAUCAAACAUGAAACCCAAAUAAAUAUUUUGCACAUCC
Messenger RNA from Oncorhynchus kisutch (coho salmon), 4835 nucleotides. RefSeq names its product E3 ubiquitin-protein ligase CBL. Gene Ontology annotation, molecular function: receptor tyrosine kinase binding; phosphotyrosine residue binding; ubiquitin protein ligase activity. The record is from RefSeq and is a predicted model, not a curated record. Lineage: Eukaryota; Metazoa; Chordata; Actinopteri; Salmoniformes; Salmonidae. The coding region runs from base 889 to 2553 and encodes 554 amino acids. Gene Ontology annotation, cellular component: membrane raft; plasma membrane. Gene Ontology annotation, biological process: negative regulation of epidermal growth factor-activated receptor activity; cell surface receptor signaling pathway. The transcript is spliced from 11 exons.